AUGCUGGAAAAAUACUAUGGUGGAGAUGCCAAGGUCAAGAAGGUGCGCCUCCAGUCUUUGAGAAAGCAGUAUGAGAUGCUGCAUAUGAAAGAGGGUGAAUCGAUAUCAAAUUUCUUCACAAGGAUUCAAGAUUUAACCAAUCAGAUGAAGAGUUAUGGAGAGACUUUGAUACAGCAAAUGAAGGUUGAAAAAGUACUUCAAAGUCUCACUCCUCAAUAUGAUAUGGUAGUAGUAACAAUGAAAGAAACCAAAGAUUUGGAAACGAUGAAGAUGGAGGAUCUGCAAGGAUCUCUAAAAGUCAGAGAACUGAGACUGAAUCAAAGAGAGACAGAUGAAGAUUCUGAACAGACCCUGAUUGCUCAUUCAAGAAAGGAAAAUUUUGAUGACAUGAAGAAAAGGUGGAAGUAA
Messenger RNA from Lathyrus oleraceus (garden pea), 408 nucleotides. RefSeq lists its product as uncharacterized. The transcript has a single exon. The coding region runs from base 1 to 408 and encodes 135 amino acids. The record is from RefSeq and is a predicted model, not a curated record. Lineage: Eukaryota; Viridiplantae; Streptophyta; Magnoliopsida; Fabales; Fabaceae.